AGAUGUAAAUAUCCAUUUUAUUCAAAUCCAGGAAAUACAACUAUAUUUAUUUUUUAUGAAUUAAAAAAAAAUCAAAGCACAAUGACUAAUGCCACACUAACAAAAGAAUAUGCAUUUGAGAUGACUUCUCCUAUAUUACGAUAUGGUAUUGGUGUUACAAGAGAAUUGGGUAUGGAUAUGCAAAAUUUUGGUUCCAAAAAUGUUUGUUUAAUGACAGAUUCUAAUUUAGUAAAUUUACCACCUGUUAAAACUGCUAUAAACAGUCUUAUUAAAUAUAAAAAUCAAACCACAGUUUAUGAUAAUGUACAUGUAGAACCCACAGAUCAGAGUUUAAAAGACUGUAUUGAAUUUGUUAAAUUCAAAAAUUUUGAUGGUUUUGUAGCGAUAGGAGGUGGUUCAGUAAUAGAUACUUGUAAGGUAGCAAAUCUUUAUAGUUCUGAUCCACAAGCAGAUUUUUUAGAUUAUGUAAAUGCACCUAUUGGUAAAGAAAAACCAAUUACAAUACAAUUAAAACCAUUAGUAGCUGUACCAACCACUUUUGGUACUGGUUCAGAAACAAGUGGUAUUUGUAUCUUUAGUUAUGAACCACUUAAAACCAAAAUUGGAAUUAUUAAUAGAGCUUUAAGACCCACUUUGGGUCUUAUUGAUCCAAAUCAUACAUUGAGUUUGCCAGAAAGAGUCUGUGCUUAUUCUGGUUUUGAUGUAUUAUGCAAUGCUCUUGAAUCUUUUACUGCAUUACCAUAUACAGAAAGAACUUGUCCUUCCAAUCCAAAUCUUAGACCAGCCUACCAAGGGAGCAAUCCUAUUAGUGAUGUAUGGUCAAAAUUUACUCUUCAAAUAAUGCACAAAUAUUUUAAGAGAGCAGUAUAUAAUCAAGAUGAUAUUGAAGCUAGGAGUAACAUGCAUCUUGCAAGUACCAUGGCAGGUGUUGGAUUUGGUAAUGCAGGAGUUCAUCUUUGUCAUGCACUUUCUUAUCCUAUUAGUGGAUAUGCAAAAAGUUUUCAACCAACAGAUUAUGGUAAAGGUCGUACUAUAGUGCCACAUGGAUUGUCAGUUGUUAUAACUGCACCUGCUGUAUUUUCUUUUACUGGAAGUGCAUGUCCAGAAAAACAUUUAGAAGCUGCUGAAUUACUUGGUACUGAUAUUAGUCAAGCUAAAAAAAGUGAUGCUGGCAAAAUAUUAGGAGACACUAUAAGAAAAUAUAUGCAAAUAAUGAAAAUUGAAAAUGGUUUAACUGAAUUAGGUUUCACAAAAAAAGAUAUUCCUUUUUUAGUGGAAGGUGCAUUGCAACAACAACGUCUUACGAAAUUAGCACCACGAGAACAUUCAAGAGAGGAUCUAGCUCAAAUAUUUGAAAACUCUUUUAGAAUAUAUUAAGAGAAAAAUAAUUUCUAAACCCAUAUUUUUUUUAUGAAUAUUAUAUAAACU
Apis mellifera (honey bee) is the source of this 1428-nucleotide messenger RNA. RefSeq names its product probable hydroxyacid-oxoacid transhydrogenase, mitochondrial. Gene Ontology annotation, molecular function: alcohol dehydrogenase (NAD+) activity; metal ion binding. Gene Ontology annotation, cellular component: mitochondrion. Bases 82 to 1377 code for a protein of 431 amino acids. The transcript is spliced from 7 exons. The record is from RefSeq and is a predicted model, not a curated record. Lineage: Eukaryota; Metazoa; Arthropoda; Insecta; Hymenoptera; Apidae.